This is a messenger RNA of Lathyrus oleraceus (garden pea), 2182 nucleotides long. RefSeq names its product DExH-box ATP-dependent RNA helicase DExH16, mitochondrial. The coding region runs from base 271 to 1971 and encodes 566 amino acids. Gene Ontology annotation, cellular component: mitochondrial degradosome. The record is from RefSeq and is a predicted model, not a curated record. Gene Ontology annotation, molecular function: ATP binding; hydrolase activity, acting on acid anhydrides; RNA helicase activity. Gene Ontology annotation, biological process: mitochondrial RNA 3'-end processing. NCBI's taxonomy places the organism in Eukaryota, Viridiplantae, Streptophyta, Magnoliopsida, Fabales, Fabaceae. The transcript has 17 exons.
AAAAAAAAUCACCGACUAACCACGAAUGACAUAGUUAAGCCGUGAUUUAAUUAUUUUAUUUAUUUAUUUUUACGCCCCAAAACCAGAUGAACACGGAAAGCACAUUCCUCCUAAUUGAAUCCUGAAAAGUGGCGGAGAGCGAGAUUCGCAAAUCCAUCCACCACCACCGCCGCCACCGCUAUCGCAUUUCAUCUAUAUCUUCCCUUCUUCUCCAAUUGACUUCAUUAUUCCUUAUUCUUACUUCAAAAUUCACACUCUUUUCCAAUAACAAUGGCGUCAUUUUUUAUUCGCCGCAACUCCAACGUCCUCGCUCGCGCUCUAACCGGUAAUUAUAAGGAACCUUUUUGUCCACACUUUCAGUUCAAAUUUGAAUGUUUUGGUGGUGCUUUAAACAGGGUACAUUCAUAUAGUCGCAGUUCUGGUUCCAUGAGAAAUGAUAUUACUGACUUGACUUGCCCUCAUACAUGGUAUCCGCAGGCCAGGAGGAAACGCCGCAGGGUUUUCCUGCAUGUUGGUCCUACUAAUAGUGGGAAAACGCAUCAAGCUCUGAAGCAACUUCAGUCCAGUGCUUCUGGAAUAUAUUGUGGCCCUUUAAGAUUGUUGGCUUGGGAGGUAGCGAAACGGCUGAACAAGGCAAAUGUUCCUUGUGAUCUCAUUACAGGUCAGGAGAGAGAGGAAGUUGAGGGUGCAAAUCAUAAGGCUGUUACAGUUGAAAUGGCUGACGUGUCUGCUGAUUAUAAAUGUGCUGUUAUUGAUGAAAUUCAGAUGUUGGGGUGUACUACAAGGGGCUAUUCGUUUACACGUGCUUUGUUAGGCAUUGCUGCCGAUGAACUUCACCUUUGUGGUGAUCCAGCUGCUGUUCCCCUUAUUCAGGAGAUAUUGGAUGUUACUGGUGAUGAGAUUGAGGUUCAAUAUUAUGAGAGGUUGUCACCCUUAGUCCCAAUGAAGUUUCCUCUUCGAUCCUUGUCUGAUGUAAAAAAUGGAGAUUGCAUAGUUACCUUUUCACGUCGUGAUAUAUACAAAUUGAAGAAGCGAAUUGAGAGAGAAGGAAAACAUCUUUGUUCAGUGGUUUAUGGUUCACUGCCACCAGAGACUCGAACAAGACAGGCAAGCAUGUUCAAUGAUGCAAGUAGCGAGUUGGAUGUUCUUGUGGCCAGUGAUGCCAUUGGAAUGGGUCUCAAUCUAAACAUCUCUAGGAUCAUUUUUUCAACCAUGCAGAAGUUUGAUGGUUUUGAGAUGCGAGAUCUGACUGUACCUGAGAUCAAACAGAUUGCAGGGAGAGCUGGUAGAUAUGGGUCAAAUUUCCCUCUUGGAGAAGUAACAUGCAUGUAUGCAGAGGACCUACCUUUGCUCCAUUCAUCAUUGGACUCACCAUCACCCAUUUUGGAGCGUGCUGGACUACUCCCCUCCUUUGAUCUGUUGUAUAUGUAUUCACAGUUACACCCCCAAACUGGUUUCUAUCAAGUACUGGAGCAUUUUAUUGACAACGCCAAAUUAUCUGAAAAGUAUUUCUUUGUUAAUUGUGAACAAGUAUUGCAAGUAGCUGCUGUUAUUGACGAGUUUCCCCUUGGAUUACGUGAUAAAUACCUUUUUUGUAUCAGUCCAGUUGACAUGGAUGAUGAGAUUUCAUCCCAAGGCCUGACUCAGUUUGCAGAGAAUUAUGCAAAGAAAGGUCUUGUCCGGCUUCGAGAAAUAUUUACACCAGGAACACUUAGAGUACCAAAGACUCCUUCUGCUCUUAAGGAUCUGGAAUCCAUCCACAAGGUCUUGGAUCUCUACGUUUGGUUGAGUUUUAGGUUGGAAGAUUCUUUCCCAGACCAAGAGUUGGCUUCAUCUCAAAAGGCCAUUUGCAGCAUGCUGAUUGAGGAAUUCCUAGAUAGAUAUGGGUGGCAGAAACCAAUGGCUGGUAGGUUGCCUUUGCGGAAAAUGUCAAGUUCUCUCUUAUCCCAGAACGUGAGGCGGUAUUUAUAAGUUAUGCCCUUUCCAUACCAGCACUAUGACCCCUGCUCUCAUUAGUAUGCUCAGCUUUGUACAAGUUUCAAAAAACAGUUUUUUUGUUUUGUUUUGGUUUUUGUAUAUAUUCUAGGUUCUUUUGUAACCCUUUGGAUGUUCUUUCUUAUACCUGUUGUAUUCAUUUUACAAUGCUUCAUCUAAAUUAUGAAAGCAUAUAAUUAUAGUUUCA